AUGGAGAAUUACACAUACCCGAUGACGUCAUGUCCGGGUGCGUUCUUGGGGGAACUGGAGUAUUGGGAGAUUUCACCGGAAGCCUUGUCAGAAUGCUGUUACAACAGAUUACAGAAAUUUCUAGAUGAACAAGAAACUUUGAGUAAGUUUAGACAGACGUAUGUAAAGAGCAAAGAUAUCAGUAAGCCAGUAUCACCGUCAAGUGGUUGCUUACAGAGAUUCCGUACUAACAUUUGGGAAACAAUUAACUAUAACAGACCUUCUGUCGCCGGCAAGAUUUACUUAUUCGUGGCGUUUAUUAUGGUUCUCAUGUCCAUAUUGGUUCUCGCAUAUAGUACAGACCCAUUCUUCCACAGAGAAUUGACGAACUGUGAACGUCUACAGUACCUGGACUCUAGAGGUAUUGAAGGUUAUGAGUCUAUCAAACCAUAUCUUGAGGAAUUAUGUACACUAGGUGACGUCCCUGUACUUUCGGAAAGUCUGAUUAAAAAGCUCAAUUUGAGUGACAUCGAAAAUAUACUUCUAAGGGAAAGCAAAGAUGAUGGUGGAAAAUUGAAACGCUUUGUGUUUACAUUUAUUCAUAAACGAUUAAUGACGAUGAAUAAAGUUGAGGAAUUAGAGGCCGAGAUAUCUUACCCAGAUUGGCUUGCCGAAUACGACUUUGAAAACAGUACAGAAGAUAAAAAUACAUCCUCCUUAAUUGAAUACCCACAACAGCCAUACGCAAAAACUUUAAAGCCUAUUCCCGUAGCUGAAAUAUUUACAUCGCAAAAAGAUUUCACAUUUCCGAAUAUCAAAAUUAAAAUGUUUACCCUGAUUAUUUUUGAGGGUUUGACAACAAUUUUCUUCACUAUUGAAUUUGUGUUACGCCUAUCUACAUGUCCAAAUUUUAAAAUGUAUUUCUUGUCAGUGAUAGAUUGUUCAGAUGCAUUGUCUCUUCUGGGUUCUUAUCUUUAUUUCUUUCUCUAUUUGAUGUUUCCACACUUACGAUACGGUACUUGGAUUGAUUAUUUGGCUUACUUACAAACAUUAAGAUCUUUGCGUUUCUUCCGCUUGGUUCUGAAUAUGAGAGCUGGAAUCGUUUUAGCGUAUUCUGUUCGUAGAAAUAUCAAGGAUCUAGUAAUUUUGAUAUUGUUUUUAUUUGCUGGAAUGUGCACUUUUGGAACAUGUAUCUACAUAGCAGAAGAUAACGCAAAAAUAGAGAGCAUACCAGACGCUUGGUAUUUGUCUAUUGUAACCAUGACAACGGUUGGUUACGGUGACAUUUAUCCUGAAACAAAAAUUGGUAGAUUCAUUUGUUGUCUGUGCGCCAUAGCUGGUGUUGUUCUGCUCGCAAUGACAGUACCAAUGUUUGCAAAUCACUUUCUAAUACUAUAUAAUCAUACUGAAACGGAAAAUGUCAUUGAAAAAUAUAAGCAAAAGAAAACGAUGAAUAGAAACAAUAGAAUAGUAUAUCAAUAA
Messenger RNA from Ruditapes philippinarum (Manila clam), 1461 nucleotides. RefSeq lists its product as uncharacterized. The coding region runs from base 1 to 1461 and encodes 486 amino acids. Lineage: Eukaryota; Metazoa; Mollusca; Bivalvia; Venerida; Veneridae. The transcript has 3 exons. Gene Ontology annotation, molecular function: voltage-gated potassium channel activity. The record is from RefSeq and is a predicted model, not a curated record. Gene Ontology annotation, biological process: potassium ion transmembrane transport. Gene Ontology annotation, cellular component: membrane.